Molecule: messenger RNA, 1014 nt
Organism: Anopheles funestus (African malaria mosquito)
Lineage: Eukaryota; Metazoa; Arthropoda; Insecta; Diptera; Culicidae
Gene: Prx6a
Product: peroxiredoxin-6
Exons: 1
Coding region: 111-782 (223 amino acids)
Biological process (GO): cellular oxidant detoxification; cell redox homeostasis
Cellular component (GO): mitochondrion; cytosol
Molecular function (GO): peroxiredoxin activity
Source: RefSeq, a predicted model, not a curated record
GUUUGUCACUGUUGACGUAUUUCGAAUGACGUUCAUACUUGGCUGUGAGGCCCCGGCGUUCUAGAUCUAUCUUCGCUUUAAUUGCACAAACAGCUAACGCCGGCUAAAUCAUGCCGUUAAAUCUUGGUGAUCCUUUCCCGAACUUCAGUGCCGAUACCACAAUCGGUACGAUCGAUUUCCAUCAGUGGAUAGGCGAAAGUUGGGCAAUUUUGUUUUCCCACCCAGCGGAUUAUACACCCGUCUGUACGACGGAAUUGUCGGCGGUCGCGAAACUGGUGCCCGAAUUUGCCAAGCGCAACGUGAAACCGAUUGCCCUAUCAUGUGACUCGGUCGAAUCGCACCGCGGAUGGAUCGAGGACAUUAAAGCGUACGGCCAGCUAGGCACCGGCGAUGCUUUCCCCUUUCCCAUCAUCGAUGAUUCGCGCAGAGAGUUGGCGGUAAAGCUGAAUAUGCUCGACAAGGAUGAGAUCGGAUCGGCCGGAUUGCCGUUAACCUGCCGGGCGGUGUUUGUGAUCGAUUCCAGCAAAAAAUUGCGCCUUUCGAUUCUCUAUCCAGCGACAACGGGACGUAACUUUGCGGAGAUACUGCGCACGAUCGAUUCCAUGCAGCUGACGGACAAGCGUAAGGUGGCGACACCGGCCGACUGGAUGCCGGGUGGCACGUGCAUGGUGCAACCGUCGGUACCGGAAGAUCAGCUGGCGACUUUGUUCCCGGCCGGUGUAAACAGCGUUACGUUACCAUCGGGGAAAAAGUAUCUGCGCAAAACGGAAUGCCCGGAAUGAUGCGGCCGUGAAAUGUUAACUGAAGGGGUACUUAAUUUUACGCACAAGUUCUUAUCAGCAAUACGGUGUGUGAUAGGUGAAGUGAAAUUUAUACAAGUACAAGGAUUGCAUUUUAAUUUUGAUUAGCCGCAAUCAUUAAUUUCGGAUUGGAUUUACACGAAGUAAUUGGUAGACGAAGGAAUACAGAUAUAUGAAAACCGUUUGCCACGGCUGAAGGCUGAUAACAGUGUAA